Limulus polyphemus (Atlantic horseshoe crab) is the source of this 2889-nucleotide messenger RNA. RefSeq names its product Down syndrome cell adhesion molecule homolog. Gene Ontology annotation, molecular function: protein binding. The record is from RefSeq and is a predicted model, not a curated record. NCBI's taxonomy places the organism in Eukaryota, Metazoa, Arthropoda, Merostomata, Xiphosura, Limulidae. The transcript is spliced from 15 exons. Bases 1 to 2739 code for a protein of 912 amino acids.
AUGGACGGAUCACUUGUCAGUUACGUGAACAUUACAGACCUGAGUCUUCAGGAUGGGGGAAGUUACCAGUGUCAAGCCACGAAUGACGUUGGCAUAUCAAACCACGAGGCAAGAAUUGAUGUAAUCGGACGUCCGUAUAUACGUCCGAUGAAAAACUUAACUGUUGUUACAGGUCGAAAUAUUGAAGUUAGAUGUCCUGUUUCUGGAUACCCCAUUGAGAAAAUCUACUUCAAGAAAGCUGCUCCAGUACUUAGUCCAAUCUCAUUUCCUAAAAAUCUAGAAGAAGGAAUGAGAACUUCACUCACGUGCACAGUCUUGGCGGGUGAUCCACCAAUUAGCUUAGCUUGGUUCAAGGAUGGUCAACCUAUACAACAUAACAAUGGCAAUACGAGAGUAGUGACUAUUAGUGAAUAUAUCAUUUCCUUAGUGGUGGACAGCGUCCAUCGACGACACAGUGGUAACUACACUUGCAUUGCAAGUAACAUGGCAGCUUCUGUAAAUACUACUGCUAAUAUGGUUGUACGAGCAUCUCCCCGCUGGAGAUUAAAACCCAUAGGAACUUCUACUGUAUUAGGGCAAAUGGUAAGGCUGGAGUGCCAAGCAAGUGGUCAGCCCAAUCCUGUGAUUCGUUGGAAAUACAGCAAAGAGGAAAACUCUCCAGAUUAUGAGAAUGUUAUUAGCGGCCCACACAAACACGUACUGGAGAACGGUUCUCUGAGCAUAACAGGAGUUUUGUCGUCAGACUCUGGCUACUACUUGUGCGAGGCUGACAAUGGUGUGGGAUCACCGCUAACGGAAACUGUUCAACUCCAAGUUCAUGUUCCUCCGAGGAUCGAAGGAGGUGGUGAACUUAUAGAAGUAAAGAAGUCCAGAGAGGUUAGUCUUUCGUGCAGUAGCUAUGGAGACGAUCCACUUGCUCUGACUUGGACCAAGAACGGAGAAGCUGUGUAUGAAUACCCGGAGAGCAGGUACAAAAUUUUAGAUCUUCAAGAUUUUGGUAGCAUCAAGUUAUCAACGUUAAGAAUAACCUCAGUGGAAAGAAAAGACUCAACUGUAUUUACAUGUAUAGCAAGCAACCCUUACGGAACGGACAGUAAAACAUUUGACGUGAUAGUCAAAGAAAUCCCUGAUCCACCUAGUGGAAUUAAAGUAAAUCGUGUAACCAGCACCACUGUAGCUUUAAAAUGGUCUGAGCCGUAUGCUGGAAAUAGUGCAAUCACCUCUUACACUAUCGCUUAUCGAACUGCCAAAGAAGAAUGGAGCGAUAGCAAGAGGGAACUAACAGCACCUGCUUCGCAGAACUCGGCGACUAUAAGUGGUCUUGAGCCCAGAACGACGUAUUACUUCACAGUCACAGCUGAAAACUCUAUUGGAAUCAGUAAUCCAGGAAAAGAAGUGAAGUUUACAACAGGAAUCGAAGCGCCAAGAAGCAUACCAAGUGACGUCACAGCAGUUACUGUAGAUACCAGCACUGUGCAACUGUCCUGGGAUUUCCCGCAGGGUGGCCAGUCAAGUGACGUAAUCAAUGGUUUCUACGUUGGAUAUAAGGAGUAUGGUCAGAAAGGGCCUUACAACUUGAAUAGAACAGUAUAUGCAAACUCUACAGACAGAAAGUGGAAAAUACUAAUUCGAAAUCUGAAGAGAUGGACGCGGUAUAGUUUUGUUGUCCAAGCUUUCAAUGACCAGGGUCCUGGUUCCGUGUCACAAGAAGUGGUUGCCAGAACGUUUGAAUUCGACCCGCCUCAUACCCCUAUUUUGCGUAUUGCGGCUUCGACCUCUACAAGUUUAAGGUUGGCGUGGCAGUUGAAAACGGAAGAAAAUACGCCAGCUCGAGGAUUUGUCCUGAAUUAUAAGGAAGGCUCUAAUGCUUGGAAAGAUAUAGAGAUAUCACCUGAUUUGAACAGUUAUAUAUUGGAUAAUCUUCGUUGUGGAGCAGCCUACCAGGCGUUUCUAACUGCCUUUAAUGACGUUGGAAGAAGCGAUCCAAGUGAUGUUAUUAAAGUUACAUUAAAAGGAAAUGAACCAAAAGCACCAGAGAUGAGGAGUUUUAUCACAACGAAUAGUUCAGCCGCAACACUUAACCUUCAAGCAUGGAAAGAUGGCGGCUGUCGUUUGCAAUAUUUUGUCAUUCAGUAUAAACCUCAGUCUCAUAGAGAGUGGAUACUGUUGUCUAACCACGUGAUUCCAGAUCAGAAGAGGGUGGUUAUAAGUGACCUCCACCCAGGCACAUGGUACGACCUUUUGGUGACAGCACUGAAUGACGCUGGUACCACAGAGGCAGAGUAUCGAUUCGCAACACUAACCCUUACAGGAGCAACCAUACCACCUAUUGCCUCUGCUGAUACUCAUCGAUCUUCCUUUAUAAAAGAUCCAGCAAUUUUGGUGCCUAUUGUGUGCGCUAUUUUUGUCCUCCUGGUAAUUGUCAUAGUGACAUCUCUUGUUAUUGUGUGGAGAAGAAGAGACGGAAGUGGCGAGAGAGGAUCUGACGCUGUAUCAAGGAAUUCAGGAGGAAGAGAAGAUAAUAUUUCCAUGAGCUCUUACGGGAAAACGAAAAGUAACACUGCAGUUGACAACCAGAGGGAGCCAUUGUACUAUCCGUCUCCUUAUGCAACAACACACAUCGCAGCUGAGACCGGAGACAGAAUUAAUCAUGCAACAAUAAGAAGAACAAGAAAUCGCCCAUCUGACUACACGUAUGAUGUCCCUCAUCGACAAGUGGGUACAAUGAGUUUUGCGUGACGCAUUGAAAAUGUUAUAUUUCGAUUAGAAGACAAACGAAAGAUUGUAUUUUCUUUAAAUAGGUCAUUAUAAUUGUAGGUAUCCACCUUUUACAAUUUAAUUUAUUGAUCUUUUACGCUAAUAUUAUGUAAUCAGGCAAGAAGUAUAUCA